Messenger RNA from Penicillium atrosanguineum, 795 nucleotides. RefSeq names its product 2OG-Fe(II) oxygenase family oxidoreductase. Lineage: Eukaryota; Fungi; Ascomycota; Eurotiomycetes; Eurotiales; Aspergillaceae. The record is from RefSeq and is a predicted model, not a curated record. Bases 1 to 795 code for a protein of 264 amino acids. The transcript has a single exon.
AUGGCAUCUGCAAGGGCAUCCAAUGACCCUGUCCAAGAACAGCAGUCUCUUCCUAUUUUGCAUGCUACAUGCGACCGUCAACAAAGGUCGCUCGAAGACCAUCGUGCCUUCUCUUCGAUUUCUGGAAGAGAUAGAGACCAGCAAGAUAUGUCCAUUGGUAGCUCGAGGCCAGAAGAGUUCGAUACUAGUAGCCAGAGCACCACUGCCUGUUCGAAUUUUGAUCAAAAUACCAUUACAACAACUCCAGCUACCAGUACAACACUGCCGACUGCAGGAGAAACGACGACCCUCCAUGUUUCAACCGAAGAUGACACCUUUGGCACACUCAAAUUCGCACCAAUGAUGAAACGGCUCUUUCAGGACUGUAAGACAGAUCGCGGAGAAUUCUUGCGUGCAAUCAGAGAAGCAAAAGCGGCCUUCCCAACCGGGCAAGGCUGGGAAGCCGCGAUAGCCACCAAGGAGGAGAAUGCUGACAUGCGCGACCGUAUGAAGAUCUACCAUAGAUUUGAAUGUUAUAACAUUUAUUGGCACGUUGUUGAGGCCGGGUUCCAUACGGGCACAUACUGGAUCAGGGACAUGCGCACUGCAUUGGCGAACAAGCUCUGCCAAGACUUCCCCAAGCGGUUCCAGAACCAGAAGACCGCGAAUAAGUGCUUGAACUGGGUUGAUCAGGGCUGCAAAUAUCAUGAGUGGGCUGGACUGUUCAGUAGUAGAACAACAGACUUGGGAUAUCUCAUCGCAUUGCCUCUAGAUGUGCCUCACUCAGCGUAUGCCUUCCCCCUCCAAGCAACUUAA